Messenger RNA from Babesia bovis T2Bo, 4984 nucleotides. RefSeq lists its product as uncharacterized. Bases 314 to 4924 code for a protein of 1536 amino acids. Lineage: Eukaryota; Apicomplexa; Aconoidasida; Piroplasmida; Babesiidae. The record is from RefSeq and is a predicted model, not a curated record. The transcript has 2 exons.
GAUAAAUCGGCCGCAAAAGCGGUAUUCAGAAGUUAUUAGGUCGUUCUAUACUCGUUGUUCUACAACACGGGUAUCCGACUGUGUGUCAUUCCUGCAUUCGCUGCUACAGGCAGCAGAUGCUUCGGGAGACAGCAUCUUCCUGUCUAAUCACAUAACUGAACUGUGUUCAGUGUUGAAAUACUAUUUAUGUGCCAUUAAGAGUGGUACCUUAAUCACGCAUUCCGUUUGAGCUUGUAGCUUACGGACUAAGGCACAUUGUAUGUGCCUAUUAUGUUGUUAAUUUCGCGCACAUCUUUAAGUACAUAGAUACAAAAUGGCGCUGUUUUGGAUCCUAUAUUCUGCCAUUUCGCUUUGCGUGGCAUCUGAUGUGAGCCUGUUGCAAAAUCCAUUUGGGAUGGACACUCCCUUACCGGUGGUCAACUUGCUGCAGUUAGGUACUCGCGACAGCAUCCCUUUGACAGGAUCGAUACUUCCUGCGGCUAAAAAAGUAGCUGAUAGUGUAUUAAGCAUGGCUGGCGAUGCUACUCAGAAGGGUGGUCAGUUGACCGAUAUGCUUUCUGAGAAGAUUGGUAAACCCAUUAGCAACAUCAUGCACAAUGCGAAUGUUCAGGACCUAAAGAACAAGGUAGCUUCUGCUGUGACCACUGCUGCCCAGCCUUUACACAAGAUUCAUGACACUAUAAAGGAGAAGACCAGCGUCAGCCCACCAUCUCCAGUGGCCCAUGUACAGGGCAACCCCGAAAAGCCACAGCCUACUAAAACCGAUGCUGUAAUGCCGGAUAGCAACUUCCCAACCAUUGAUGGUGCCAAUGCUUCAGAAGACAUCAUCACACCGGCUGUGCCGGUGGCUGCUCCCGAUGUUCCGAAACCCGUACCUGACGUGCAACCCAAAUUUGACAAUGGCGAACCGGAGGCUAAUGCUGUACCAGCGGGCGAAAACGCACAACCCAAGGAAGAGCAGAAGAUUGAGAUGGAGGAGUUACCUACAUCGUCGGUGAAAGUCACGGUUGAUGAAAGCCCAUCGGGUGAGAGCAUUACCGACAAUGCAAAUUCUGAUGAGGCCAUUACUGUCUCUGGCGGCACUACUUCCGCUACUGUCGUUAAGACGGAUGAACCAAGUCCCGAUGCCGGUGAGAUUACAAGCGCUGGCUACGAUGAGAAGGACAUGCAGAAGGAGGGUGAUGCCACUGCUAUGAACCUGAAUGACGUUAUUGAGGGUGGCAAGGACGGUAUGUCUAAGAUGACUAUGAGUGUUGACCAGGACUGGCUUAACAAGGAGCGUGCUGUUGAGGCUAUGCAGAAGGCGCUUCCCACUGGUACUUCCUACAGUUACAAGAAGGGUGCCAGGCUGCUGACUCCCAUAUCCGAAACUCCCCGUAUGAUGGCUGGUGUGCUCCAAACCAUCAUUGAUAAGGAGGCUGAGGUACGUAGGCGUUACAAGGAAUCCGUCCAGAUUGAACACGACUUGCGUCUACGUGUGAGUCGUGAGACUGCAGAUGUGAUUGCCCUACUGUCUAAUGGCAGUCUUGCUGAAUUGAAGUCUGAACACCCCCUGGUAUUCAGUAGGUUGGUGGAACCCCUGAAGGCCUCGAUUGCGCUGAACCACGUCAGAAAGAGUGCGCAGAACAUCAUAUCAUUUUAUGAUCGCAACUGGUACGUUCGCGCUUCACCUAAGGAAAAGGCUACUCUCCUGGACAACAUCCGUAAGGACACUGGCAAACCCGAUUUAUACGCCCACAAGGUAAAGAAACCACAAAAGAUGACUCCCGAAAAGGAACGUGUUUACAACAUCUUGGAUGGCUACUUUAAUGACUACCAAUGCCAGAAGAUCAUUAGGGGUAACCAGGUAGCUAGGCAGAUGCUUAACAUGUUUGACCAGGCUAGUGGUCUGUACGUGGCUCCAUUCUAUACCGAUGUAACCCCCACCCUUGGUAGCAGCUGGCUCAUCCAACGCUUUGAGAACUUCUAUAGCCGUAGUGAGUACUUGCGUGCUGACAUCCUGGCACAGGCAAUGCCACAACUGAUUGGCAGGUUCAUGGUAAUGGCUGAGAAUGGUACUAUUCUACCUACUUCCACUGAUGUCCAGCUGAACCUAUAUUCCCUAGCUGCAGUAUUGAGCAAGAUCAUGGACGGUGUCACUGAGCCAACUACCUUCUUGGGUAAGAGGAAGUUCUACGGUUACAUGGGCAUGUGUGACAUGAGCUGUGCCAAGGGCAUUGUUACCAACUUCCGCAGUGGCGACCCCUUGAAGUCAUUUGUUCACAACAAGCAGCGUGAGAUAUUGCGUUGGGUAUCGUUAUACCUUCGUGACGACUUGCUCCGUAUAGACACCAGCAUCCAGAAACUACUGGUUGAGAUUAUGUUCAGGACCACUAACGACAUGAAAUACCGCCCCUCUAACCGUAAGGUGAACAUCCAUCUGAAAUCAGAGUACGUCGACCCCAAUGCCAAUGAAUCACUAUUGGAACUACCUCACCUAAUGGGCUAUGUAAAUAAGAUUCCUGGUCGUGUUAAACAGAUACCACGUGCGAUUGGCAACAUGCAAGCUCCCGAGUUUCUUACUAACGUUUCCAAGAGGCCAAACUUCCAUAGACUGGGCAAUGUCAUUGACCAUGCUGGUAACAGUUUUAACAGGUUCAUGAGUGGAUACCGUGUUCCCGGUAGGAUAGUUGACAACAAGCUUGAGGGUCGCAACAUAUCGCCGUACAAUGCAUUCAAGACUCCCAGGAAGGUAGUUGCGUCACUUGACGACGGCUUGUUGCAGAUGAUUGAGGUUGCAGUUGACCUUGUUAACUUGCGCAGUUCCAGUGAUGCCAACAACUUGUACUACCAGGCUUUCAACACCUGGGUACAAUUGCAAUCAUUCCACUCGGCAAUCCAUUCUUUCGAGUACCAAUCAUCAAGGAAACGUACUUCUUCAAAGACUUUAGGUGCCAUAUUCAGGUACCUCAACACCAGUGUUGGUAAGCACAUUGAAGGUAUGCCCAAGCAGUUUUUACCAUUUACUUCCCUGGUGUUGCAGAUAUGCUUCUUUAUUGAGGAUGCUGUUGACGGUUACCGUCGUGGCAAAUACAAACGUCUGAAGAACUUCCUCACUGGCAUUUUGACCUUGGGUCUCAAAAGUCGUCUUGGUCCUAGCAACAUUACCGAAUUGCAAUCCUACCUCGAGCCUCAAGUGGUUUACAACAAAUCCCGUUACGUCAUUGGCAGGGCGAUUAUAAGCAACUUGGUCCAGGACUUCAAGCUCAUGUUCUUGAACAAGCCUGCUAUUCCCAUGCCAAUUAUCCAGGCCAUAUCAAUGUUCCUCGGUAUGUGGGCUCGUGGCUCAUCGGCUAAGUUGGAUCUUUCCGAUCCCACCAUCGACACUUCGCGUAGGAUAUUCUUCCUUAACUACAUGUCUAACAAGUACGAUCUUGCUAUGACUGCUACUGAGAUUGUUGUGCAGCAUUGUGCUGCAGCUGCACCAGUUCUUCAUUUAGGUUGUGUCCCACGCAAUGUCAAGGGCACUGUCAAGUGUAAGAAUGUAGCAAUUCCAACUACCAAGUACCACGUCCUUAAGGUUAUGCAGAUGAUGGACGCUACGUUCGAGGACCCACUCGAUAUUAUUCGUGUCGGUUCAGAUCUUGCUCGUAGGUGUAUUGCCAUGCCUGUGCGUAAGAACGUGGUCGUUAAGAAAGGUAAGAAGGCCAAGGCUGAUUCUUAUGAUUCUGCGAUUAUGUUCUCCGAGUUGGCUCAUCGUUACCACUGUUACCAGGAGCAGGCAACUCUUGUUGCUCAGAUAAACAAGGCCAUGUUGCAAACUAAGGAUAUGAAUGCCCUAUCAGCUUCUAUUAAUGAUUUGUUUAAGUAUUCCAGGUCGCUUACCAUUAGGCAGCCUGAUCAUAGGGAGAUGGGUCCCACCUUGGUAUGCCCGUUUAUGGAAGAUGCUCCUGAGGCCACUCGCGAUAGAUACCGUGAACGCAUGGUUAAAUAUGCUGCAUCCAAGAUGACCAUCCGUCGUAAGAUUAUACAAGAGAUCAAGGUAUUGGGUGCUAGCUAUGCUAGUGACUUGCCAAUAGCUAAUCGCAAGAGUUCAAGUUCCUCUGCACCACUGGAAUCCAUAGCUGGUGCCAUUCUUGUUGGCACUCGCCAGUUUGACGGUAUAUUCUUCUAUGGUGGUUACCCACCUCCCGAGAAGAUUCCUAUGCCUGAGAGUGUCACUGUUAAUCCUGGUGACGGUCGUGUCGUGUACCACAACAAGGAAUUUAUCGCUGAGGUUGUUGCCCUGAAACCGUUGGGUGUCAAUGCUGUCAUGUUAGAGAAGCAGAACAAGGUAACUAAGCGUAUCUAUUAUAUGGACAAAGAUAAGAAAUUAGAUGAAUUAGCGUUUGGUCUGGAAGCUGCUGACUUUGUCGUACGUGCUCAUCUGCUUACAACGGCAUCUACAUUGCGUGAGAUGGGUUACAACAUUGGUAAAUUCAUCUGGUGUGGUUAUGAGCAAGGUUGGAUUGCUGACUUUGCACUUCACAACAUCAUUGGUAACAGUGAUGUCCCUGUAUUCAAUGGCAAAUACUGGAUUCUGAGCAAGCAGAUGAAGGUUGCUGACGUCGUCGGCAAGAACGUCAGGAUAAAGCAUGGCGAGAAGAUAAUGGACCAGAAUGCUAGCGACGUCAACGUGAAAGUCAUUGCCGGUGACGGCAAGGAAAUCGCAAAAUACCCUGCUACUAAGCCGGGACAACCCAACUUUGACAAGCAGGGUUCGAAUAACUUUACCCUGGACACCGGUUACGGUGAGGUAUCGCCGGCUGCAGUUCAGGAUCUCAUCCGUGAUGCUGAGUUUGAUGAGGCUACCAACACGCUUGUGUUGAACCUUGACGCUCCUAGCAUCGUCCUUAUGGAAUCGCCCAUCGUAAGCAACACCACGGAAGAGAAACCGACUGAAUGAUUUUAAUUUACUAUGUUUUAUAGUGGUUGCUUUUUAGAUACUAUGUAUCAAGGUGAUAAC